This is a messenger RNA of Aphanomyces astaci, 2489 nucleotides long. RefSeq lists its product as hypothetical. Gene Ontology annotation, molecular function: glucosidase activity. Gene Ontology annotation, cellular component: endoplasmic reticulum membrane; plasma membrane. Lineage: Eukaryota; Oomycota; Saprolegniomycetes; Saprolegniales; Verrucalvaceae. Gene Ontology annotation, biological process: (1->6)-beta-D-glucan biosynthetic process. The transcript has 6 exons. The coding region runs from base 90 to 2423 and encodes 777 amino acids. The record is from RefSeq and is a predicted model, not a curated record.
UGUAAUUUCAAACACCACAACAUCCUCCCUUCUGAAGAGAUAUUGUAGCCCGAGCCGCCGCUAUCUUGGAUAGAACAGAUAUCCAUCACAUGCCCAUGAUGCUUCGACUAGCGUCAUUACGACGACACCAGCAACUGACGCCGUUUCUUAUGCUGCUCGUUCUGCUCGUGGUCACGUCGACGACAGCCUUAGACCACGAAUUCGACAUGUUCCCACCCAAAUCUGGGGUCGGCAUUUGGGUCGAUGUGGACACCCCUCUGGAUUUGCGCACCAAGGUCUCCUCCCGCGGUGAACGCUGGGACCUCGUCAUGAGCGACGAGUUUGAGAUCGACGGUCGAUCGUUUCACGCGGGAAAGGAUCAUCUGUGGACCGCGUUGGACAUCCCCGAUGGAGUCAACGCCGCGCUGGAGCUGUACAACUCGUCCAACGUGUACACCAAGAACGGGAAGCUCGUCAACAAGGUCGAGGAAGGCACGACCAUGGUCACGUACUUCAACCAAUGGCUUGAGAAACCCGCCUUCGAAACCAACACAUUGCACUACUCUGCUGGGAUGAUGCAAUCGUGGAACAAGUUCUGCAUGCAAGGCGGGCUCAUCGAGGUAUCAGCCAAGCUGCCUGGGGCCAUCAACAACGUGCCGGACGCCGAGCACAAGAGCGUCACCAACAACCCGAACGCCGUCGGUGUGUUUUGGAAGGACGGGGUCAAGUCCCCGCUCACAGCUCGGGACCGGAUCAAAGACGGCGCGUACUACCCGACCUGGCCCGGCAUUUGGCUCAUGGGAAACUUGGGGCGCGCGCUCUUCACGGCGUCCACCACGCGCAUGUGGCCGUGGACAUACAACGAGUGCGACGCCGACUUGGCGCCGCAUCAAGUGAUUUCUGCAUGCAACGCCACCCCCGGCUUUGGUUUGAACCCAAACCAAGGCCGCGGCGCCCCCGAGAUCGACAUCCUCGAAGGUGGUGGCGCCGCCAUCUCGUCGUCCAUUCAGAUCGCUCCGGGUAUGCCCGACAACUACCGUCGCAUACCCAUGAUCAACCCCGACAACAAGUACUGCGUAUACGGCAAAGCGUGUGCCACCCCCGGCGCCAACAUCCCCGACGCCCCCACGUCCACGUACGCAUCCCGCGGCCAUCGAAGCUGGUACCAAGGGCUCAAGUAUGCUGCCAACAAUCGGUGUCCGCCCACACCCAUGGACAUUCAAGCGUUUGAACCGGUAAGAAAGCGAGUUGAACUGCUGGUGUCAAACGUGUUUGACAAGAGUCAAAUGAGUGCCGCGCGCGAUGUGAAUGCCGACUUGGGGCUGAUCGACGGCAAAGGGCCGGGCCACUGGGGCAUCAACAGCAACGGCACGUGCUUUCCCAUUGCGAAUGGGUACAUUGGCGCGUUUUUAUGCGACCCCGACUCGAAGAACCUCAAGUGCGAAGCGCCUCGCAGAGAGGGCGUGGCCGAUACCAACCAAAUGGCCAAGUUUGAGUACCAGAUGGACGCAAUUUCAGCUAAUUGGGACAUUGGACAUGAAGCGUACACUACGUUUUACAAGUAUCAAGUGGAAUGGGUCAUGGGCCCAAAUGGAUAUGUUCGAUGGAGUCUCAUGGACGCACCGUUGUUUGAGAUCCCGGCGUCGGCCGUGACAAGUCCCCCGCAGUCGACCACUGGAACGCCUCGAACCAACCCUAAGAAACUCAUGAUCGAAGAGCCGCUCUACAUCAUCUUCAACGUGGCUCUGGCCAAAGCGUGGGGAGCGACCCCGCCGAAUGCGGACAUUGGGCCGUGUCGCGGCAACGGCACCCAUCCAUCUCCAGGCUCGGAAGCCGCCAACAAGUCCAACAACAUUUGCGACUCGUUCCCCAUGUACAUGGAGAUCGAGUAUAUUAGAGUGUACCAGGACAAGAGCUCCAUGUUCGUUGGAUGUGACCCGCCGUCGCAUCCCACCAAGAAAUGGAUCGAUGGCCAUAUCAAAUGGUACACGGAUGCCAAGAACCCCCUGAUCCGAGUGGACGGCGGCGCCACGUGUACCAACGACGACGACUGCGUGUCCGUUACCUCUUCGACGCCCAACGGUCGGUGCAACAAACGUCGAUGCGAGUGCGUCGUGGGCUAUGGUGGCCCGCGAUGCACCAAGUACGUGGGCAGCAAAACCCUCGACACGUCCAGUCCCAACUACUUUGGCCCGCAGUUCUUGUACCCGGUGAUAUUGGCAGCCGUCGUCGCGGCGACGGUGGCGCUGACGUGUGUGCUGCGCAAGCGUCGCAUCGUCGUCGCGGCCACGGUGUCGUCUGUACGAGCCAACGAAGCGAAAGGAGAAGAAGGCACGAGCGACAACCCCCACGACAGCGUCGCCAUGUUGGAAUUUUUGGCCAACCCUCAGCAGAACCAGCAACAUCGCCGCUUUUACGCCCCUGCCAACACUGCGGACGCUUAACAAAGUUAGCGGGAAAGCUAACGGGCUGCCUAUUUAAUAGCCCAAAACGUGAUGUUCGAAUGUUGU